This is a messenger RNA of Pogonomyrmex barbatus (red harvester ant), 1612 nucleotides long. RefSeq lists its product as uncharacterized. The record is from RefSeq and is a predicted model, not a curated record. NCBI's taxonomy places the organism in Eukaryota, Metazoa, Arthropoda, Insecta, Hymenoptera, Formicidae.
UAUUAUUUCAUAUAUAUCUUUAUAUAUAUUACGCAUUAUAACCAAUAUCUUUUAAAACUUUUCAUUCUCAAGUUUCUGAUAUGAUAGCACACACUGAAAUUUUUAAUCUAUCUAUAUAACAUAAACAUACAUUUUAAACAAAGUAUGAUAUCUUAGGCUAGCUAACACAUAAAGAUGACAUUUCACUCUGUUACGCAAGUGAAUGCAAAAAGAUGAGAAAUAUAAAAAAUUCCAAAAAUUGUACUCCAUAUUCUGAAUAUUAUGAUAAUUUACUUGUUUUAUUUAUCAUUAUUCUUGAUAGAAUAAAUAAUAAAUAAGUGAAUAUAAUUUAUUACUAAAUUCGCGUUUUGUUCGGAGGUUCGAGCCAUGUAUUUGUUUUUUCCUACGCGCAUUUUCUUCCUUCCUGCUAUUAUCUUAUCUCCCUUUCUAUUUAUGUGCAAUUUAAAAAAUUACUAAUAUCUAGCGAAUCUCUGUACAAUAGAUAUACAUUACAGAAUAGUCAUAAAAAAAGAUAAUUAUGAAAACUAUAGGAGUAUAAGAAAAAAAAUUCUGUAGGUUUAUAAGCUUGUAGUCUAGUCAGUAAUAUUCAUAUUGUCGUCUGAAAUGGAGUUCCCUGAAGAGCGAUAUUAUGGACUAAAUCACAUUCUUUUAUCAAUAAUUGGUCUUUGGCCAUAUGAUAAUUUUAAAAUCAGAUAUCCCAUAUUAUCAUUAUUAAUAAUCAUAUCAUUUUUAAGCACUCAGAUUAAAGAAUUCCGGGAACAUGUUCGAAAUAAUUGGAAUGCUUUGAUAGAUAAUUAUGAAAUCGAAAUAAUAUGUAAACAUGGAAGUCUUGGCAAAUUAUUUACAAUAUUUUUAAUAGUAGAAUGUAUUAGUGAUACCUGGCUUAUUUCAGUAUCCAUUAAUAUAAUCAGCACUUCGUUUUAUGUUUUAUCUCAAUAUGUUUCAAUCUUACUCGAUAUUGUGUCACCUUUAAAUGAAUCUCGACCGCGCAAAUUUCUAAUUCCCGCGGAAUAUUUUAUUGACCAUGAGAAAUAUUUUUAUAUCAUAACAUUACACAUAGCUAUUGGAACGUUGAUUGUAACAUUCAGCGGAGUAGCUACUGAAUCGUUUUCAAUAACAAACGCAUUACAUGCUUUCGGCUUAUUUAAAAUUGCUAGAUUUAGUUAUCAUAUGAAACAUAUAUUAAACGGAAUUAAUCCGCAGAUAUGCGUAACUAAAAAAUAUGCCAUAUUUCAUAAAAGAAUAAUCGCUGCGGUGGAUUUUCAUAGAAGAGCAAUCGAGUUAUACUUAUAUUAUAUAGAUAAUAGUAAUACUGAAUGGUAUAAUGCUCCAUUAAAAACACAAAAAUUAAUACUCUUCUUAAUGCAAAAAACUACAAAAUAUUAUAAGAUUGAUGCCGAUGGUAUGUUUAGUCUCUGUUUGGAAGGUUUUUAGCUACAGUAUAAAAUCUUACUAAAUUAAUAUGUCGAUUUUCUAAUCAAUGACUAUAUCGAUUUAUUACAUAAAAUAUUUUCUGUUUUAGAGUUUAAGUAUGACAGUUUCUUAUUUCACGAUUCUUUAUUCUGUAUAAUUAUAAUAUCCAAAGCUGCAGAGAAAUAUUUUGUUACUACUU